GUGCGUACGUUCGUGACGGACGGCGCUGACCCUUUCCCGCGUGGUAGGGACGCACAGGCACCCCCUUUCGCGCCGCUGUGGGUACGCUGUUCCCCUCGUGUUCAGUGUGUGACGUCUGGAGCUGCUCGCGAGUGGUGCUAGUGUUUCUGUGGUCUCUCCUCGGGUGUCCUCACAGCAGCCAUCAUGUCCUCAGAUCCUGGUAAUUACGGGAGUUAUGGUGGCCAACAUCAAGAAAGUUAUUCUGGAUAUGGAAAUCGGGGUGGUCAUAUUGCUGGACAGCCUUCACAGGAUUACUCUGGCUGUGGGCAGACACCAGAGUCGUAUGGACAGAACUAUGGAGGUUAUGGUUCUGGUUACGGCCAGAGCCAGUCUGGAGGUUAUGGGCAAUCCUCUCUUGGACAGAGCAACGCACCCUAUGAAAGCCAGCAAUCUUAUGGGAGCUAUGCACAACAGAGUUCCGAGUCCUCUAGAGGAGGCAGCAGAGGUCAAUCACAUAACAGUGGACAGUCCUAUCAACAGCAUCAGGAUUCCUCUGACCAGCAAGAAUAUGGACAGAAACCACGAUCAGGUUAUGGACAACCACUACUAGGAUCAUCUGAACCUUCAGGAUACGGGGGCCAGCAAUCCUACUCACGGAAAGAGGGCUACAGUCACGCCCCUCAAGAUGAUGACCGACGGGAUUCGGGCAAGUAUGGUGGUGAUAAAGACAUUAGUGGAUCCCAGAGUUUUGGAGGUAGCAGAGGCCGUGGGGGUUUUGACACAGAUAGGCAAGGUGACAGCAGUGGCGACCGAGGUGGCUUCAAAAAUUUUGGUGGAUCUAGAGAUGAUGAUGGAAGCAAACCUGACCAUGAAGAUCAGGAUAAUUCUGACAAUAACACCAUAUUUGUGCAAGGUCUUGGUGAAGAUGUAACUGCAGAUGAAGUGGGUGACUACUUCAAACAGAUUGGUAUAAUAAAGAUUAACAAGAAGAUUGGCAAACCAAUGAUAAACAUUUACACAGACAAAGAAUCUGGCAAGUCUAAAGGAGAAGCUACAGUAUCCUUUGACGAUCCUCCUUCAGCCAAAGCAGCCAUUGCUUGGUUUGAUGGAAAAGAAUUUAUGGGUAAUGUUAUAAAAGUUUCCUUUGCUACUCGGAGGCCUGAAUUUCUUAAAGGAGGUAGCUCCGUGCCAAGACGUGGUGGUGGUGGUGGUGGUGGUCAUAGAGGAGGUGGUGGUGGCAGCUUUGGAGGCCGUGGCUCUUUCAGGGGGGGCAGUAGUGCACCACAAGGUGGAGACUGGGUCUGCCCAAAUCCGUCCUGUGGUAAUGUAAACUUUGCCAGAAGAGAUUCCUGUAACCAGUGCAGUGAACCCAGGCCAGAAGAUUCCAGGCAGAGUGGGGAUCGUGGAAGAGGUGGGUAUGGGGGUGAAAGAGGAUUUAGAGGACGUGGAAGAGGUGGCGACAGAGGUGGAUAUGGAGGAAAAAUGGGUGGCAGGAAUGACUUUAGAAAUGAUCAGCGCAACCGACCUUACUAAUCUGAAGUUCAUCUCCUUGUCUUCUGCUGUACAUGUGGGCCUCUGUGUACUUAGAACUAAGUUACAAUAUUCUUACUUGAUUUACUUUGUUUUGAUCUGUCCCAAAAAAUGUGAGGGUAUUUUUUUUUUCAUUUUAACCAACGGAAAAAUUCACAAUUUAAACGAUUCUGCCCCCCCUAUUGAAUUAGGCUAAUGGAAAUGAGAGUAUGGAAUAUUGCCAAAAGUGUGUUUUUGUAAUACAAUAAAAAUUUACUUCUUUUUAA
This is a messenger RNA of Pseudophryne corroboree (corroboree frog), 1775 nucleotides long. Its product is annotated as TATA-binding protein-associated factor 2N-like. The transcript has 16 exons. Gene Ontology annotation, molecular function: transcription coregulator activity; RNA binding. Gene Ontology annotation, cellular component: nucleus. Gene Ontology annotation, biological process: regulation of DNA-templated transcription. The coding region runs from base 184 to 1512 and encodes 442 amino acids. The record is from RefSeq and is a predicted model, not a curated record. Lineage: Eukaryota; Metazoa; Chordata; Amphibia; Anura; Myobatrachidae.